Molecule: messenger RNA, 3512 nt
Organism: Bicyclus anynana (squinting bush brown)
Lineage: Eukaryota; Metazoa; Arthropoda; Insecta; Lepidoptera; Nymphalidae
Product: F-box/LRR-repeat protein fbxl-1
Exons: 3
Coding region: 154-2163 (669 amino acids)
Biological process (GO): SCF-dependent proteasomal ubiquitin-dependent protein catabolic process
Cellular component (GO): SCF ubiquitin ligase complex
Molecular function (GO): protein binding
Source: RefSeq, a predicted model, not a curated record
AUUUUUUACUCUUUCUAUUUCAUUUCAAUGUCAAGUCAAGUCAGUCGUCAGAGGAGAUAAAAUUGUAUUAUUUUUUAAAAGAAACCAGUAAAUAUACAUUUAAUAUGUAAAUAAAACUUAUUAUUGAAAAAUUUCUUUCUAAAACAAUAAAAAAUGGCAUCUAUAGAACUUCCAUACGAGGUUCUGGUCUACCUUUUUAAAUAUCUACUGCAUGCAGAUAGAAAAUCAGCAAGUGAAACAUGCAGAUCUUGGUAUUUGGCUGCAAAUGAUCAUUGUUUUUUAAAAGAAAAGGUGCUUGUGUUUUACAAAGCAGAUUUUAAUGGAGAAAUUACACCAAUUCCAGCUAUUGAAGAUUCAAUUAUACCAUAUGAAAAUUUUGUAUUCAGUGAAGUAGAAAUAUCAAGCAAAAUGAAUACUUUCUGGGAUAAAAUGGGGGAGAAUAUAAAGACUUUAACUAUAAGGAAGUGUGAUAUUCAUGAAAAAACUAUGAACUAUAUCUUGCAAAAGUGUACCAAUCUGGAGAAAUUGAGCAUACAAAGCUGUAAGGAACUAUUUAUGUCUGGAUGCUUAUUUGAAAAGGCAGAAGACUGGCUGAUUGAUAGUUUUAAAAACUUAAAAAGUAUAAAUCUAUCAGAAAACAAGUACCUUACUGAUGCAUUAUUUUAUAGAAUUGUCAAAGCUGCUCCAGAACUAAAUGAUUUGUGUUUAUCAUCAUGCAAUUUGCAAUUUCACGUUGGCUUCAUUAGAAAGUUUUAUCCAAAUACAAACAAUAUUUUUGAAAAUCCUUCUGAAAGUGUUCUUACAUUAUAUUUUGUGAUGCAAUUCAUAGCUUCCAGAGCAAAAAAAAUUCGAAGUUUGGUGUUUUCUAAUACACUAUUUGAUGGAGCUGCAUUAGAAUCUUUAGCUCAAAUUGAAGACCUAAAACUGGACUCUUUAGAGUUGCAGUCCUGUGAUCAGCUCACAAACACAGGAAUCAUGGCACUCACAAAAUACCAGCAAACACUGAGGGAGCUUAAUAUAGCUCUGUGCACCAGGGUCACUGACCUGUCCCUCAGAUAUAUUUGUAAUAAUCUGGUCAAUUUGGAAUACCUAAACAUACGGAGGUGUAGAGCAGUUACAAAUUUAGGAUUAUCAGAAUUGCACAAGUUAAAUAAGUUGAAAAGAUUAAACAUUGCCCAGUGUGAACUUAUUAGUGAAGAAGGAAUUGAGUACGGUAUAUGCCAAAAAGUAAACUUAAUCUUGGAAGAAUUAGACUUAAAUUCUCUAAAUCUACACCAAAAUGUUGCCAUAAUGAUCUCUGAAAAACUACCUAACUUGAGAUACCUCGAUUUAAGUUACUGUUUCAAUGCUGUAACAGAUAUGUCAAUACAAAAGAUUUUUAAGAACCAAGUGCAUUUGCGGACACUAAAACUGACUUACUGCGAUAGAGUUUCUGAUGCUGGUUUUUCUGGUAUCGGUAAACUGGAAAUAAACAUCGACAGUGAUGGACCUGCUACAUCAAAUUACAGUGAAAAUCAUCCAACCAAUAGAAUACAUUUGGGUUCAAGAGCAGAAGAAGAGAUCAUACGUGAUGCGCGUAGAAAGCGUGAUGUCAUGAAUAUAUGUAAAAAGAUGACUUUUUACCCUUUACCUUCCUACACUGGAUACUCCUUGGGUCGGCUGAAGUCGCUCAGGGAACUUAACCUAAGUUCCUGCAACCGAUUGACUGAUGUCAGCCUCACAUACGCUUUUAUGUUCAAGGAGCUCAGAAUCUUAGAUCUUAGUAGAUGCCAACAAAUCACUGUUGAUGGUAUAAUACAUCUAGUCAUAAAUUGUCCAAGUAUUGAGUAUCUUAAUUUAACAGAUUGUUACAAUUUAAAAGAUGAUGCCGUGGUAGAAAUAGUCCAAGGACUCAAAAGAUUGCAAAAUCUUAUUUUGAGAGGUUGCAAUCAUAUUACAGACAAGUCAUUGGAAGCAAUAAUGGACCAUUGCAAAGUCCUCCGAGUGUUGGACAUCCAAGGUUGUCGUUGCGUCUCAGUGGAACUGGCCUGCAACAUCGCUGUGCCAUCCAUUCACACGGUUCUGAUGUCAAAACCAGGAGUGGUUUACUUCAAGGAUGGAGUAAAGGACCGUGUCCCGAUACCACCAACCCUGCCCUCUUUAUUUAGGAAACUAAGAUAUUAAAUUCCUCUGUAUGCAUUUUACUGCAUUUAACGGUAUACUAAAGCCAAGCUUGAUGUGUUGAGUUUAUCAUAAAUUUAAUCAUUAUCUACCCAUUUUGGUUUCAGCUCACUGCUGAGCUUGAGUCUCCUCUCAGAAAACCACGCUAGCCCAAUACGGAUUUGCAGACUUCACACACGCAUAUAAGAAAAUUCUCUAGGAGAUUUCCUCACGAUGUUUUCCUUCACCUUUUGAGACACGUGAUAUAUAAAUUCUUAAAAUUCACACAACUGAAAAGUUGGAGGUGCAUCCCCCAGACCGGAUUCGAACCCACCCUCCGGAAUCGAACAUAGAGGUCCAAUGGGUUAUCACGGCUCUCAUUCUGAGAGGAGACUCAAGCUCAGAAGUGAGCCGAAUAUGGGUUGAUAAUGAUGAUGAUGAUGAUCAACAAUCAAAUUAAAAAUGAAGAUAGAAAAUCGUUUCAUAUCUAAUAUAUUUAAAAUUAUGUAGGUAGGUAUUGUUUUUUUUUAUAAAAUUUUUGUCCAAAGAUACUUUAACUAUAUGCAAUUGUUAUAAGCUUAUUAAUCUUUAUUGACAUUAAUUUAGGAAUAAGUCAAUUAAAAUUAUUAUUAGAUGCAAAAUGAGUAGCGAUUUAAUCAUUUUUAAUUUGUUGAUACAAAUUCCACAUCGAGCAUCGCUUUAAUUUAGUACAGAAGCUUAUGUAAAUAAUACAGUACAAAAAGAAAAGUUACAGAAUUAUUAUCGCAACAAAUAAAAUUAACUAGUACCUACCCAGUAUUAUAAGUGAUGUGAUGUGAUUAGAACAUGAUUAACAUAACAACUUGUUUUUUUUUCAUAAUCAGAGAAACUCUACCUUUCCAGAUUUUCCUAGACAUCGUUGUCAUUCUUGUCAUUAUUCUAUCUCGUGGGCGUCACAGGGUUACGUGCAAGCACAAACAAGAUAGUAGUACACACCAGCGGCGAAGAGUCCAUAGAGGCCGAUUCCCGCCGGGUUACUUUUUAAGAAUCCAUACAUACAUAUACAUUCUUGUAAUGAAUAUACAUCCUUUUCUUUGGGACGGCUUACCUUCGUCAAUAUUCCAUCCUUCGCCACUGGUACACACAGAUUUAUUGUAUUUUCACAAUAGAUAUAGUAAUUCAUGCACUUUUGAUUAAUUUCUGAGCAGCGAGUUCGCGACACUACUCUUUACACAUUUCCAAUAUAUUUCUCAAUCCUCAAUCAAUAGUGCCCAGUAGUAUAAGUAUCAUUAUGUGAUUAGAACAUGAUUAACAUAACAACUUGUUUUUUUUCAUUAUUUAAUAUAUACGUAUGUAGUUAUGUACGGAACCUCAAAUAUAGGUACUACCUAAUA